Ceratitis capitata (Mediterranean fruit fly) is the source of this 1145-nucleotide messenger RNA. RefSeq lists its product as uncharacterized. Gene Ontology annotation, cellular component: membrane. Bases 235 to 1053 code for a protein of 272 amino acids. The transcript is spliced from 6 exons. The record is from RefSeq and is a predicted model, not a curated record. Gene Ontology annotation, molecular function: phosphatidylinositol bisphosphate binding. Lineage: Eukaryota; Metazoa; Arthropoda; Insecta; Diptera; Tephritidae.
AGCAACUACCCCGCUUAAAUCUAUUUCUAUAUUUCGACGAAUUUCAUUUUAUUAUUAAACUCAUUUACGAAACACAUUUAAUUGACAGGAAAAUCAUUGACCAGCGUAGCCGGCCGUCAACUUGUCGCAGGUGUACGAAACAUAAAGCAGAAAUUAAAAAUCAAAUAAACUUAUUACUCAGUCAACUACGGUCGAAGACGCGUGCGUGCACCAUAAAAAUUUACUCAAAGUGAAAUGCUAAUAUUAUUGACAACGGAAUAUGAAUACACUGCUGAGCAAUUGGUUAAAAUCCAGGAACUACGUGGUUUAGUGAAAAACUCGAGUGAGCUAGAGGUAGGCACCGAUGAUGUAUACCUUUCAAAAUUUCUAAGCUACUGCGGUUGGCAAGUCAAAGAGGCUUUUGAAGCCAUUAAUCGAUAUUACGACUUCAAACACCACAAUCCAACCUGGGUAGCACAGCAUCCAGUAGUUUAUUUUAAGGACAUGAUAUAUCAUACUCUUUGCAAAUAUAUAAUGCCUAAACCAGACAAGGAUGGACGUAUCAUAUUUGUAUCUAAAACUGUUGAUGCAUUUAAAAUAUUUCCCAAUUAUAUAAACGACAUUAUAGAAUUGGAUGAUUUGAUUUUCGAAUCGAUUUUACUUCUGCCUCAGGUACAGAAAUAUGGCCUCACAGUUAUAAGCGAUUUGAGUGGCGCCAACAAACGCUUUCUGCGCUUCGCCUCUCCUGCUAUGGCCAAAAUUGUGAAUGCCAAAAACGAAGUAUUGCCAUUUACAUCGCGCAUUGUACAUGUCAUCCAAAAGGGUAUGUUUUUGAACGCCACAACCAAUCUGAUGAUGUCCUUUGCUAGUAAAGAGUUUAAGGAAAGGAUUCAUAUCCAUGAUGGAAAGAAUUUUGAAAAAUUACGGAAUAUGGUAGGAUAUGGGAAUUUACCAGCCGAGUACGGUGGUCCUAAGGAGAAUGAAUUGGAUGUCAAUAUUUUAUAUGAGCACUUAUUGCGCCACAGCAGCUAUCUUUCGCAACUUCAAAGCUACCGGAAAAAAUUUGUUUCGUAAAUUUGGAUUCUGUAUAGUAAGAUGUUGGCAAAAAGAAUGAAAACCUAUGUUUAAUAAUUUUAAAUCAAAUGUUUGUGUUCUAGUAAAAAAUG